This is a messenger RNA of Hippoglossus stenolepis (Pacific halibut), 4815 nucleotides long. RefSeq names its product rabenosyn-5. The record is from RefSeq and is a predicted model, not a curated record. The transcript is spliced from 11 exons. Gene Ontology annotation, molecular function: metal ion binding. Lineage: Eukaryota; Metazoa; Chordata; Actinopteri; Pleuronectiformes; Pleuronectidae. The coding region runs from base 127 to 2475 and encodes 782 amino acids.
UGUCCUGGGUUUUUCUUUGGCGUGAUGGAGCUGCUAUGGGGUGGGUUGUACACCCUGUGACAUGGGGGCCAAAGCAGGAUCCUCCCACCUUGCACCUCUUCUCUGACAACACAGUCGACCGCCGUCAUGGCCUCCAGCUACCCUCCCCCCUUUGAGGGCACAGGUGAGGUGAAGGAGGGCUUUCUUUGCCCUCUGUGCCUGAAAGACCUUCAGUCGUUCUACCAACUCCAAGACCACUACGAAGAGGAGCACUCCGGGGAUGAACGCCAUGUGAGGGGGCAGCUCAAAAGUUUGGUUCAAAAAGCAAAGAAAGCCAAAGACAAGCUCUUAAAGAGGGAUGGUGAUGACAGACCGGAUACUGGCAGUUAUGAGUCCUUCUACUAUGGUGGAGUGGACCCUUACAUGUGGGAGCCUCAGGAACUGGGAGCAGCUAGAAGUCAUCUGGAUUUAUUCAAAAAACACCGGGCAGCCAGGAUAGACCAUUAUGUGAUUGAGGUCAACAAGCUCAUCAUCAGACUGGAGAAGUUGACAUCGUUUGACAGGAUCAACUCAGAUGCUGCCAAAAUCCGAGCCAUUGAGAAGUCUGUAGUUUCAUGGGUGAGCGACUCAGACGUCCCGUUUUGUCCCGACUGUGGAAACAAGUUCAACAUUCGGAACAGGAGGCACCACUGUCGUCUCUGUGGGUCCAUCAUGUGUAGAAAGUGCAUGGAGUUUGUCCCAUUACCUUUAGCCCAAAAGCUGAUUAAUGGGACGCGAGAAGCCCUGUGUGUUCACGGGAGCCCCGGUCACUCCCAGUCUCCCCCAGCAGGAGGUGGCAGCAGUAGCAUGGGCUCCAGGAGAGGCAGCAUCAGCAGCCUGAGCAGCGUGACCUCCAUGCUGGAGGAGAAGGACGACGAGAAGAUCCGCUGCUGCCACCACUGCAUGGACACACUGAUGAAGAUACAGCAGAAACUGGAGGAGAAGGACCACAUGCCUGAUAUAGUGAAACUUUAUGAGAGGCUGAGGAUGUGCAUGGACAAAGUGGAUGAAAGGGCUCCAGAAUACAUCCGGAUGGCUGAGUCGCUCAAUGCCGGGGAAACUACAUACAACCUUGACACUGCCGGUGGACUCCGACUGGAAGUACAGAAAUACUAUGAACUCAUCGAUGCGUUAAGUAAGAGGAUUUUAACACUAGGAGUUAAAGAUGAUCCACAACCACGUCCUAAGGCGCUGCAGCUGCAGAAGAUGGUCCGAUACACAGCCACACUAUUUGUUCAGGAGAAGCUGUUAGGCCUCAUGUCUUUACCCACUAAGGAUAAAUAUGGAGAGCUGAAAGAAAAGAAGAAACAAGAACAAGAGAAGAGACUCCAACAAGAGAGACUGGCAUCCCAGGAGACCCUGAAGAGGAGGCAGGAGUCUGAGAGAAACCGUCCACCCGUCAGUACCAACGGGGAGCUGCCGCAAGCCCCUAGAGUGCCGCGCAUGACCAAAGCUGCCGGCUGGUUGCCCUCCGCAGACUCUGGUCAUACACGCAGUGAGUUCGAAGACCCCCUCCUACAGCAGAUUGAGAACAUUCAGUCGUUCCUCCGUCAAGCACGAGAGGCCCAGAGAGCAGACGAGGUUGCCAUGUUAGAGGAGAACCUGCGUCAGCUGCAGGACGAAUACGACCAGCAGCAGACCAGUCUGGCCAUCGCUCUCUCCCAGAAGCUGGCUAAGGAGGAGAGCUUGCAGCAGGGGGAGUUCCAUCGCCUUGAGGCCCGGGAACGGGAGGAAAGGGAGGAACGGGAACACUGGGGCCCUGCUGUGAGCUCCACUCAGUCCUCCUUCACCAUGGAGAGGUCUCUAGAUAUCAGCCCAGUGGUCGUCUUCCAGGGAGAGCAAGACACUGCAGCAGAGGAGCUGACUCCUAAAGCUGAGAGGAGCCCGGCGUCUCUAAGAGCGUUUCCUGCUCUCACAAGCCAGGAGGAGUCGCCUCCUCGUCUGAGGAGCUUAGGGGGACACAUAACUCCCCCUGGUGGUGAAGGGCAGAAUAGCACCUCCCUUAAUCCUUUUGAUGAGGAGGACUCUACUCCCACUGAGGAGGAUCCCAACAAUCCUUUCUCAGAAGACAUCAAGAGGGAACACAAAGACGUACCCAACGGGAAGAAAAUAUACAACCCUUUUGAUGAAGAUGUCCAGGAGGACGCUCAGGCCGACACCGCGGCCGGGAACCCCUUUGAGGCGGAUGACAACACCGACACUCGUAACCCUUUCAUGGAGGCCUCUGGGAAUUCCCCAGGAGUAUCAACCAAUCCCUUUGACAGGGAAGAUGAUGGUGAGGCUUUGCCCGAUUUGGACAUGAUAGAGGAGGAACUGCUGCUGCAGCAGAUCGACAACAUUAGGGCCUACAUUUUUGAUGCCAAGCUCAGCGGCCGCCUUGACGAGGUGGAGCUCCUGUCAGAGAAUCUGAGAGAGCUACAGCACACCCUACAGGAGCAGAAGAAAAAGAAGCACUGACAACUUUUCUUAAAAAUCCCCCUGAUCACCUGCUACUUACCAAGUCCUGCAAGGCUAGUUCACUUUACAUGACUAAUGAGCCCGCUGAGUUUAGUAUGGGUGAAGUCUGCAAGAAAGAUUAGGUCUGUCCCAAAAUUACAUGUACUAGAGACAAGUAGUCUGGAACGAUUCAUUUUCAAACACCUUUCUAAACCACUUAUCCUGCACAGAGGGCUGGAGCCAAUCCCAGCAUGCACAGUUUCUAAGCACCACAAGUAAAACAUGUCUAUUUGUACAGGCAGCGUUGCUGAUCUCCAGUUGCAUCAGUGCAAACAUGAACAAUAGAAGAUGGAAGAAUGCCACUGUAAAGAUUGUUGUAAUGGGACCAAUGGCUGGUCCUUUGAGUUGUGUCUGACUGUGGUCUUGUGGAAGUCAGCAUGUGUGAUUUGGCUUCCUCUGCCAGAAACUAUGAAUGAAGACAUAACAAGUUACCAUGGCGACGGUCGAACAAACUUGCCAUGGGAUCGAAUGAUGCACAAAAUCCAUUAUUCAUCAUUUCAAGAGUUUUUCUUCCAAGGAAAUUAAGUGGCAGUAUCAAAAAGUGUCAAAAUUGAAGAACCAUAACCUGAGAUUUUAUUUUUAUUCCACACACUCUUCCUCCAUGUCAAAAACCUAUUGCUUGCAUUACCCACAAUGCAACUCAGCUCUCCACAGGUCAGUUGGAUAUAUGGAUGUUUCUUCAUCGGCUGAAAUCUACAUCAGAUGUUUCUCUGCAGCCACAUAAAGUUUUAAAUAACUGCUCGUCACAUAUACAGAAAUAAUCCCCCUUAGAGCUGUGACACUAUCACGUGAAAAAUCAACUUGUGGUUUUUGAAAUUCUUACUGUUUGUUUAAUUUAUGCCAAAGAACUGAACCAUGACUGUUGUAACUGGAACAUGAACUAUUGUUAUAACAUCUCUUUCUUUAAUGAGACACAAAAUGAAUUAGACUUUUGAGACUGUUUGGGGGCAAUUUGGUUUUUGAAGGAGCCUGAUCAUUAAAUAUAUUAAGAUAUUUAUAGAUUUUUAAUCACAGGCUCAAAUUAAUAAUGCCGUCUCACCACUUGCAGCUCUGCAGUAGUUGUUGCAGCACCUAUGACUCUUCCCUCAUAGAUUUGAAAGGGGGAUUAAAUCUCCAUUCCACAGAAUUAGGCCAUUUUUGUUGCUUGUCAAAUAUACUGACGUAUCUGAUCCUGAGGACGUUUACCAUGAAUCACACUGAUACUAACUACUGGUGUAUUUGCAUAACAUUAUUAGAAAGGGUUUUGUUCCAGCAGCGUAUUAUUUCAGUUUCCGUUAGUUUUUUGUUUUAAACAUCAAAUUAAUUCAUCAUAUGAGCCUGUUCCUGUUCUGCAUGGUUGACUUGAUCGAGGAGAUUAAACUCAGUGUUCUGUGCAUCUGGUUAGUGUCUCGGUCAGCUUUGACAUUUGAGACGUUUAUUCUUAAAAGUUGCGUCGUAUUUGCCACAGUGAGCAAAGUGAACUAAAGUUUUUCCACGUUGUACUGUGCGCCCCCUGCUGGUUGUGAUCUCGAUGUUUACAGUGGCUGCCCCUGAUCUAAGCGAGGAUCAGGGGUUGCAUGAUUUGUGUGUUUGUGAGUCUCUGAAGUGCUGUUUGAUGCUGUACUUUCUAUCGAGCUCGUGGCCAAGCUUGUCUUCCUGCUUUUAGUUUUUUUGUUUUCAUAUUAGGACAAAUCGAUCGGUUGACACGCCGCCCUUGUUCCGUGCUGUUGGAUAAGAUCUGUUUGUAAAGCAUGUGAUUCGUUCGCUUGUUUCAUCUCAGACGUCCAGUCAAAGUUCGUCCAGCCGGCUUGUUGCAGCACUCACCAUGUACAUACUUAACACUACUUUCUAACACACAUUGUAGGCAACUUUUACGUCAACGAACAAGGCACAAGAUUUCACUAAAAUUGCAGUGUGUACAAAAAUGUGACGACUAAAUCCUUUGGUCAGGGCUACAUCUUAGACAUAUUUACACUACAUGAAUGCCAGCAAGUAUUAUCACUCAGUCAGUGCUGCUACAUCUGUCCUUAAGGGAAUCUUUCCUGUCACUCAGUCUGUAUUUCUCUUCAUAGACACAAGCGUUUGUGUUGCCUGUUAAUCUCACACUGCUCAUCAGGAGAUCGUGAGCUGAACGUUUAGUGACAGUGUGAAUAACUCGAGGAGCAGCUUCUCAAUGUGUUGAUUUUAGCUUUGGAAGUACUGACUAACUCUGCUGUAUUUAAAAACUAACUACAAACUUCUGGACACGCGCAGAUGUCUCUGUAUUAACUUUAGGAAACUCCCAUCUCAGCACCAAUAAAAAACAAAGUUGUCUACAGUAAA